AUGGACGUUUACUGCCAGGCACUUGUGAAGGUCGAGCUGCACGCGCAUAUCCACGGAUCCAUUCGUCCGUCGACGUUAGAAGAACUCUUAGAAGAUGAGGCAAGUCGAGACGGUCGUGUGCGGUGGCAAGUGCCGUCGAAGCGAAGUCUGGACGAGUGUUUUCAGAUGUUCCAGUUGAUCCACCACGUUGUUGUGAGUCGGCACGCACUCCGCCGAGUUGUUACAGAAGCCGUGGAAGACUUUGCAGCAGAGAACGUCAAGUACCUCGAGCUGCGGUCGACGCCUCGAAGCUUGCCGAGGGAUGGUGCGACCCGUGUGGACUACGUGAAGGAAGUCGUGGCGGUGCUGGACGAGUGCUGUGCGCGACAGGACUUGGACAUUCAGGUGCGACUGCUGCUGAGUAUCAAUCGGAACCAGUCGCUCGAAGUGGCACAAGAGACGGUGGAUAUUGCACUUGAGCUCAAGAACAAGCAGAAGUGUCCGUACAUUGUCGGCAUUGACUUUAGCGGCAAUGCUGAGCGCCCCGAGUCCGAGUUUCACCGCUUUGCGCAUGUCCUCAGACGCGCCCGGGACGGUGGACUUAAACUCGCCGUGCACUUUGCCGAGCAUUUUGACGAGGAUGAGUCGAGUCGGAUCCUGGACUUUCGCCCGGACCGGUUGGGCCACGCUUGUUGUCUAUCAGAACCUCUGUAUGCCAAGAUGUUGGCACUGCGCAUUCCUGUCGAAGUCUGUCUGACCUCCAACGCACACACGCUGGCUCGAUAUCGUAACGAGGAAGACUGCAAGUGCCCAUCUAGCGCCAAUGAUGAAGUGCCGGGACCAUGUAUGUGCGGUUACGCGUUGCACCCGCACAAGAGGCUACUUGCAAACGAGCGAGGUCAAGAGCGACACGGUGUCUACCCCAUGUGUCUAUGCACCGAUGACUGCGGCGUGCUCGGCACGACACUGUCGCUCGAGUACAUGCGUGCAGCACAGGCAUUUGGGCUGAGCAACGCGAGACUUUCGGCUAUCGCGCAGGCGCCAAUCGAGUCGAUCUUUGACCAGAGCCAAGUGCCAAGAUUGAAGGCGUUGUUCAGUGGGAACACAUAG
Hyaloperonospora brassicae is the source of this 1089-nucleotide messenger RNA. The record is from the annotation of a GenBank genome assembly. Lineage: Eukaryota; Oomycota; Peronosporomycetes; Peronosporales; Peronosporaceae.